Molecule: messenger RNA, 903 nt
Organism: Penicillium waksmanii
Lineage: Eukaryota; Fungi; Ascomycota; Eurotiomycetes; Eurotiales; Aspergillaceae
Product: polysaccharide deacetylase family protein
Exons: 5
Coding region: 1-903 (300 amino acids)
Biological process (GO): carbohydrate metabolic process
Molecular function (GO): hydrolase activity, acting on carbon-nitrogen (but not peptide) bonds
Source: RefSeq, a predicted model, not a curated record
AUGGGUAAAAAGCGCGUUCUGAUCAGCUACGGCGUUGACGUUGAUGCAGUCGCUGGUUGGCUCGGUUCCUAUGGCGGGGAAGAUUCCGCCAACGAUAUCAGUCGAGGAGUGUGGGCUGCCACUGUAGGAACAGAAAGAAUGCUCAAAUUAUUUGCCAAAUACAACAUCAAAUCGACUUGGUUCAUUCCUGGGCAUACACUCGAGUCGUUCCCCGAGGAGAUGGCUGCCGUGCGAGACGCUGGUCAUGAGAUCGGUUUACAUGGUUAUACGCACGAGAACCCGGCAGAUAUGACCAUCGAACAACAGCGAGACGUGCUGGAAAAGACUUACAAGCUCAUCACAGACUUUGCUGGUAGACCGCCACGCGGAAGUGUCGCACCAUGGUGGGAAACAAGUACGGAAGGCGCCCAACUUCUGCUCGACCACAAUAUUGAAUACGACCAUAGCUUGAGCCACCAUGAUUGCCAAGCAUACUAUCUCCGCACGGGAGACUCAUGGACAAAAAUUGAUUACUCCAAAAAUGCCGCGGAGUGGAUGAAGCCAAUGGUCAUGGGCCAAACCACUGGACUAGUGGAGAUUCCAGGCAAUUGGUAUCUGGAUGAUCUUCCCCCCCAUGAUGCGGCGGCCAAUAGCCACGGGUUUGUGAACCCACGCGAUGUCGAGGACCUCUGGCGCGACCAGUUUGAUUAUUUCUACCGGGAAUAUGAUGAAUUUAUUUUCCCGAUCUCUAUCCACCCUGAUGUUUCGGGCCGGCCUCAGGUUGUUCUCAUGCACGAGAGACUUAUUGAUUAUUUCAAAUCCCACGACGGAGUUGAGUUUGUGACUAUGGAGGAAAUUUGUGAUGACUUCAAGGCUAAAAAUCUUCCUCCUCCGGGGGCGACUCUUCCUAGAACUUCCAAGUAG